Molecule: messenger RNA, 438 nt
Organism: Olea europaea var. sylvestris
Lineage: Eukaryota; Viridiplantae; Streptophyta; Magnoliopsida; Lamiales; Oleaceae
Exons: 2
Coding region: 1-438 (145 amino acids)
Source: RefSeq, a predicted model, not a curated record
AUGGAAGGCAAUUUUUGGGAUGCUUCCGGGCCACCUUACUUGCUGAGAGUGCUUCUCAUACCCGCCAUUGCAGCAAUGCAUUUAGGAAGGCGAAUCUCAAAAGCUGCAUAUGAAAAGUUGUGUCAUUCUAAUGAGAUGGUUCAUUGUUACAUUUUGGCAUACAUGUUAAAUAUAUUACAACAAAAACAUCAGAAUAUAGAAACUGCUUUUAACAUAAUAGAAAGUCUUCAAGAGAUGUUUGGACAUCAAAAUCGACAAACUAGGAAAGCCUCCAUUAGGGCAAUUAUGAACACGCACAUGAAACUGGGCACAUUUGUGAGUGACCCUAUGUUAAUCAUGAUUGGUCACUUUAAUGCUGCGGAGGUUUUAGGAACUGACAUUGAUUCUGAGAUGCCGAUUGACAUGGUCCUUGGGACUCUUCCUGAGAUGUUCUCAUAG